Molecule: messenger RNA, 966 nt
Organism: Trypanosoma theileri
Lineage: Eukaryota; Euglenozoa; Kinetoplastea; Trypanosomatida; Trypanosomatidae
Exons: 1
Source: RefSeq, a predicted model, not a curated record
GUGUCUGCAUGUGGGAAGUACGCAGACCUCUGCCGCCAGCGUACCGCAAGAACAACAACAACAACCAUUGUUACUCCUACUGUUAAUGCUGGACAGCCAAAGGCGGUGAUGGCCAUUCUAGGUGAUUUUCAUCGUGAACUUGAUGUUAACAGUCAUGUCUUCGCACCUAGAAAGGACUCAAAAGUAACUGUUUUUCCUGGUGAUUGGGAUGGCGUUGGUGAUAUUGCAGAGCUGUCACCAGGACAAGAAGAAAAGAAAAAACAACAACCACCAUCACCAGCACAACCACAACACCAAGAAGAUGGACAUAAAAAUCAACAUCAGGAAUCUGUAAACGAUGCAUCGUUACAGCGUGGAAAAGAUGGAGAAGGUCCUCAAAGUACUGUUCAUCCUGGAACUGGUCUCCAUGGCUCUACUGGUGCAGUUCUUCCUGUUGGUUCUCCUGGUGUUCCUGUUCCUGGAGCACUUUCACCUGCUCCGGUGAGUGGUAGCGUUGAGUCAGCAAGUGGAGGUCAGCUAGAAAGUGAUGUUAACAGUACAACGGACGGAACCGAAUCGAGAAACGCACCGGGUGACGCACAACAGUCUUCUUCUUUAACCAAUUCAGAGACAACAGGUACAGGUAAUUCUGAUACUGCAAACACUGGGAAUGACACCAUAACUGAAGGGAGUGAGGCAACAAACAACCAAGAAGGUAAUGCAACAAAACAACCAUCAACUACCAACAAUUUAGAAACAGGGACUGCCAGUGAAGCUAAUGCUGCAAAUACUGAGAAUGGCACUCCAUCUGGAGAGAGUGAAUCAACCGGUGACCAAUCAACUUCAACCACCGCCACCAUCACCACCACCACCACCACAACAACACUUCCUCCUGAACUCACAAACAACAAGAAGGGUGAUGCAGACAGCAGCAGCAGUAUCAGCAGUUCUGUGUGGGUGCGUGUACCACUACUGAUUGUGGUUACA